GCUUUUUCUGUCUUCUGAGGCCUGCAGUGCUGAGUUGAGCCUUGCAAGGACGCAGGAUGCCACCUGGAUCAACACAAACCUUUGAUCUUGGGGAUGCAGCUCUGGAAGCGAGGCUCAGUCCUGCCUUAGGCAAGUGGGGGGGGCGUUUGCAUGUCGGAUUGAAGUGUAAGCCACGCAGGCUGUUAUGCCACUGGUGUGGAUGGAGAGAUCCAUCAUAGGGCUGGUGUGAGCCUGGAUAGCUCAGUUGGGUGGAGCCUGGUGCUGACAAUACCAAAGUCGCAGAUUCGAUCCCCACAUGGGACAGCUGCAUAUUCCUGCUUGCAGGGGGUUGGACUGGAUGACCCUUGGGGGCCCUUUCAACUAUACAAUUCUGUGAUUUCUUGGUGGUUCCUGGGGGGCCAGAAAUGGGGUGGCUCCUCCUCUCUCGCACAUAGGUCAGGUUCAAUAGCUGAGAUUCCUGCCUUGCGGGGGGAGGGGUUGGCUAGAUGACUCUCAGGGUUCCUCCCAAACCUACAAUUCUAUGAUUCUAAGCCCCCCCCCCAUUUUGAAGUUAUUGGGGAGGGGUAUUUAUAUUGUUGGCUUUGUGCAGUUGGACGGAGAUGCAUUUUUUGCCUCUCUCCCUACGCUGCCCCCCUAUCCCCAAAAUGACAGUUUACAAGCAGGUGAAAAGGAUGCGGCCUCUUUAAAUAUGCAAAUGAGCUUCCCGGGUGGGCUGGGACAGGGGGGCGAGGCUAGCCCAGAAGCCGCGUUUGCUGGCGGGCGGGGCAGCCAAUCAGGAGCCAGCCUCCUUCCCUCCUCGGAGCCCCGCCCCUUUCCUCCUCCUCCCUGCAGCGCGGGGGGGGGGCAGCCUUUUCUCCUCCCCCCACUUCUCCCCUCCCCCCUCUUUUUUGCAAAAACGAAAGAGGGGAGCGGAGCAGGUGCCGGGGAUGCCGAGGGGCGGAAACAGGUCAGUGCAUUUGCCCCCCCCCCGGCCUGGUAUUAUUAUCACCCACCUUUUGCACACCCAUGCAGGGUUUUUUUGGGGGGGGGGACCUGCAGCGUUGCAAGAAAACUGCCCAUGCAAGAAUUUCAAAGAUCGGGGGUGGAUCCGGCCACCCCCCCCCCAAGACCCCUGUUUGCAAUAUUUAAUUCGGGCGGGGGAGAUAAAGAAAAACCCUAAUUAGCUGUAUCAAGAGGCGGACGCUGUGGGUUAAUUUUUAGGGGGUUGGGGAAGCUGCUUCCAAAUUUCUUGGUUCUGAUCCAGCACACACAGCGCAAAAAAAUUAGAAUCCCACCGUGGGAGAAAAACAAUUACGGUAAUAUAUAUUUUCCAUUGCAUGUUUGCAGGGCAUUGCAUGAACUUGCCUGAUGCGUUGAUGUGGCUUGGACGAAGGUGUUGUUAUUCAUGAGAAUGGAGAAGGAAGCUUAAUAAUAAUAAUAAUAAUAAUAAUAAUAAUAUUUUGGAAGGUGCAUUUCCUGAGAAAAGUGUGUGUGUGUGCAAAUUAUAUAUAUGUGUGUGCAUGUAAAAAAAAUGUCUGUGGGUGCUGUCUAUGGCCAAGCCAUGUCUGGCUGCGUAGCUAAACGGAGACAGGUCGAGAUCCUGCAAAAAUAAGGCAGUGAUGGAGGGCCAACUGCACCUGAGAAAGGGGUGUGUGGAGGGGGCAGUUCAGGCUGGGUCAGGAUCCCAUUUGCAAAGGCCUGAAAUGCUCACGCUGCUGCUGCUGCUCUGGCUUUGGACCUGUGCCAACUCGUCCGCCUUUUUCCAUUGCACGAGACGCGCAGCAGCCGGUCAUCCUGCCCACCUUUUGGCCCUUUGCAAAUGCCAAAACUGGUGUCAGAAGGACGGAGGUGGGGAUGCUUUUUCUGCAAGCCAUCCUGCCAGGCGGCCAAGCACCAGUUGCUCCUUUCUGGGGAACAAAAUGGGGAAAAUAAUAAUAAUAAUAAUAAUAAUAAUAAUAAUAAUAAUAAUGUGGUUUCCCCAGCCACUUCUGGGCGGCUUCCUGCAAAAUACAAAAACAUCCAUAAAAUAUCAAACCUUAAAAUGAGCGCAGGUGCACCCUCGAACCUCUUUUCCUUCCCUGCUCCUUACCUGGACAGGUAAUUUUUGCAGGAACCUCUCCCAGGCCAGAUUUGCUGCAAGGAAGAAACCUUUGUCUUCCUUAUCUCUCUGCCACCUGGAUGGAAUAUAUUUCUGCAGAUAUAUAUCUUCUGUGUGUGUGAACAGGUGGCUUUUUUCGGGCAGGGGGGGGAGAGAUAGGACACCUGUCCCCCCAGGUGCUCAAUGUUUGCUAGGCCCUGUCUGCAGUGGGGGGGUCAAAGGUCUGGUCUUGCCUCUGCAGAAGCACAGGCUGGAGUAAAUAUACAUAUAUAUCUUUAAAUUGUGCCAACAUCUAUUCUUUUAUUGGUAAGGAUUUUCUUAUAUUGCUUUAUAAAGCUGUUGUAAUCGUAGGUGAAAACUGAACUGAAAACUGUAAAACUGGUGUGCAGAAUAAGUCCAAUUGCACAUCGGUUAAAACAACCGAUUCCUUUUUAUUAGCGUUAUCCAAUGUAAUAAAGGAAUGCAAAAUCAUAUAGAAAGUGUGGGGCGGGGGUCCUAGUCCUCAUAGAAAUCUCAAAUUACGCCUAAUUUUCUCUGUGAGUGACAGCGACCAAGUGCUCAGUGUAAGAUGUUGGGCUUGUUUCCCCCUGAGUUGCAAUUACUAUUUGAGCUGUUGAGAUCCAAUAUGAGACCAAUUAUUUUGACAAUUGGUAUCGUUAAAAAACAAUCUGUUAAUUCUGGGCAACAAACGAUAGUUUCUCGGAUAAGGAUGAUCAUUCCUGCAGAAAUUGAACCCCCGAAAUUUCGCACCAACUUACAUUCCCACCACAAGUGACAUAGGAUUGCAGAGUUGGAAGGGACCCCAAGGGUCAUCCAGCCCAACCCCCGGCAACGCAGAAAUCGCAGCAAAAUUGAGGGACUUUGUGGUGACGGUCACUGGAGCAUUGGGGUGGGGGCGCUUGUUUUAUGACUUUGCUUUAAACGGAUCUGUAUCCUGAGGAUCUGAUAGAACAGAUCUUGUUGUUCAUUUCCAUGGUAACGCCUCCCCUUGAGAUAGUGAAAUAAAACUGCAUAUUAAAAUACAGUUUUGGAAGAUGCCAUCAACCCAGAUUGGGAACUGGAUCAGACCCUCACUCCUAUGCGGAGGCUGAGGGGUGGGAUCAGGCCCAGGGGGAGCCCCAUCAGGUCCGCCUCACAGUGGCCAAAUACCCCACUAACCCAAGGGAUCCAGAUAGACUGCCUCUGGGCCUGGAAGUUCCAUAAUAAGAGCCAGACUGCUGGAUCAGACCCAAAGGAGACCCACUUAGCUCAGGCUCCUGUCCUCAUAGUGGCGAAAUGCCCCAUAUGACCUGGGAAUGCAUAUAGACUCCUCUGGGCCUGGAGGCUCCAUGAGGACAUAAUAAGAGGUGGACUGAUGGAUUAGACCCAAAAGGGGCCUGUCUAGCCCAGCACCCUGUUCUCACAGCGGCCGACCCCAUUGCAGGGGGUUGGACUAGAUGGCCCCUGGGUCCCUUCCAACUCUAUUACUCUAUGAAACCCGCAUGCAGGAUCCGAGCACGAGAGCCGCUCUUCCCUCCUGUGGUUUCCAGCAAAUGGCAUCAACAAACACCCUUCCUUCCUUCCUUCCUUCCUUCCUUCCUUCCGUCCUUCCUUCCGUCUUCCUUCCUUCUUCCCCUCCUUCCUUCUUCCUUCCUUCCUUCCUUCCUUCCUUCCUUCCUUCCCUCCUUCUCCCUCCCUCCCUCCCUCCCUCCUUCCUUCCUUCCUUUCUUCCUUCCUUCCUCCCUCCCUCCCUCCUUCCUUCCUUCCUUCCUUCCUUCCUUCCCUCCUUCUCCCUCCCUCCCUCCCUCCCUCCUUCCUUCCUUCCUUCCUUCCUUCCUUCCUUCCUUCCUUCCUUCUUCCUCCUUCCUUCUUCCUUCCUUCCUUCCUUCCUUCCUUCCUUCCCUCCUUCUCCCUCCCUCCCUCCUCCCUCCUUCCUUCCUUCCUUCUUCCCUCUCUCCUUCCCUUCCUUCCUUCCUUCUUCCCCUCCUUCCUUCUUCCUUCCUUCCUUCCUUCCUUCCUUCCUUCCUUCCUUCCCUCCUCCUCCCUCCCUCCCUCCCUCCCUCCUUCCUCCCUCCCUCCCUCCUUCCUUCCUUCCUUCCUUCCUUCCUUCCUUCCUUCUUCCUUCCUUCCUUCCCUCCUCCUCCCUCCCUCCCUCCCUCCCUCCCUCCCUCCCUCCUCCCUCCCUCCCUCCCUCCCUCCCUCCCUCCUCCCUCCUUCCUUCCUUCCUUCCUUCUUCCCUUCCUUCCUUCCUUCCUUCCUUCCUUCCUUCCUUCCCUCCUUCUCCCUCCCUCCUUCCUUCCUUCCUUCUUCCCUCUCUCCUUCCCUUCCUUCCUUCCUUCUUCCCCUCCUUCCUUCUUCCUUCCUUCCUUCCUUCCUUCCUUCCUUCCUUCCUCCCUCCCUGCCUCCCUCCCUCCCUCCUUCCCUCCCUCCUUCCCUUCCUUCCUUCCUUCUUCCCCUCCUUCCUUCUUCCUUCCUUCCUUCCUUCCUUCCUUCCUUCCUUCCCUCCUCCUCCCUCCCUCCCUCCUUCCUUCCUUCCUUCCUUCCUUCCUUCCUUCCUUCUUGGCUCUCCGUCCGGCUUGGACAUGCCAAUAAGGCCUGGGGCGAUUCCUUCUCCUUGCGCAAGGCAAGGUCUCUGCGACCGGCCUGGGGUCUCAUAAGAAAGAGCCUGCUGGAUCAGACCCCAAGGGGGCCCCCCUAACCCAGCCUCCUGCUCAAAUGCUGCUAAGAACCUAGGAAUCCAGAUAGACUGCCUGUGGAGCUGGAAGAUCCGUGAGAAGAGCCAGAUAGUGGGAUCAGAGCCAAAGGGGGCGCAGCCGAGGGAGAAGAGGAUGCUGGACUGGAUAGUACCCCUUCGGCCUGAUCCCAGCAGUCGGGCUCCUGGCUUGGAGAGGGUUGGGCUAGAUGACCCUUGGGUGUCUCUUCCAGUUCUGUGCUUUGGAAGAACUUCCUGGCAGAAAAAUCUGCAGAGGUUGGGGGAGGUCAUCUGUCAGGGAUUCUUCAGCUGAAAUUCCUGCAUUGCAGCGGGUUGGACUGGAUGACCCCUAGGGUUCCCUUCCAACUCUUACCAUCCUUCAAUUCCAAAAUUAAAUUGCCGUAACCCAUGCAACCCUCCCCCCCCCCCCCCGUUGCAGGAUGUGCAUUUAUUUACUUUUUAAAAUUUAAUCUCUGGACGCCCUCCGGGGAGAUCCCUUUCCCGCUUAUCGGAGGGUCUGGCGGCUGAUAUUUGUCACCGUUGCAAAAAAGGCAAUUAACAAGAAGCCGUUAAAACACACAAAUUAGCUGCGUUUGCAAGGGAGGUUGUGGAGCGUGGCUGCAGAUCGGAACCACAAGGAUUUUCAACACUCCCUUAUCUCCACUUCUGUUUCUCUGCUUUCGGUGUUGCAGAAAUACAGAAGCAAAACUGGAACUGGGUUCGAAUCACCUGCUCUCCGCUCUCCCUUUAUUUGCUUGUCUUCCCCACCCCAAGGUGCUUUCGCGAGAUCCUUUGUGUGCAGGAACUGAGAAUAUGAGCCUUCGGAGAGGGCAGACUUCCCUCCGACAAAGGGUGAGUGGCAAGGCGGUUUUCUCUGCAAAAUGCACACUCCUGGGCUGACUUUGCAGGAGGUUGACAGUACUGGGGGGGGGGGUGAGUGGUUAGAGCAGGAUGCCUGGGUCCUCUCUCUUUUAGCACGAGAGGAGGGGUGGCACGUGGUCUGGUUUGCCAAUGUCAGCUGUUUAAAAUCUAGGGUGGGUCCUGGGUUCAGGUUCCAGCACCCAGGUUCAAACCUCAGUUUGCUAAAGGGCAGCAACAAACGCGGCCAUUUUCUCUUGCAAUUCUUCCGUUUCCUGCGCUUUCUUUUCUGUUUCCAUCCGGCGCUGGAGGGUGAAACUGCCUGUGCAGGAUGUCUGCAUUUCAGGGAGGGAAGUUGUGCUCUCUCCGAAUGGGGGUAAGGAAGGCCAGGCGCCUGGGCUCCCGAGACAGCCACCCGCCUGUCGCAGUUCGGGAGUCAGAUCUGGGAGAGACCAGGGUUCGAAUCCCCGCUGCUCGCCCCGCUGGGCCUGCCUUGCAGGGCUGUUGUAGGGCCCAAUGAGGAGAGGGAGGAGGAGACCCCCCCCCCCGAGAAACGCCAUCAAUAGAUCAGUUAAGGAAAGGGCUUUUCAUAGGGCUGUGGCAUUUUUAAUAUCUGGAUUUUUAAAAAAUUGUGGGGUUUUUUUAGUAUUGUUUUAAUUCUCUCACAUUUCAUUUUAUUUUCCUAUGCUCCUUUUCAUUUGCAUGGAUCACAAACUGCAAACAAUAACGGAACAGAACAUUACUUUUAAAUGGUGAUCUUUCAUGUUUUUUUUGCAUCUUAUUUAUAUUUAAUUUAAUUUGUCAUAAGCCGCCCUGAGAACCAGCCUGGGGAAAAGGGCAGAAUAGAAAUUAAUAUAAUGUAAUGUAAUAUAGAAUCAAAGAGUUGGAAGGGUCCCCAAGGGUCAUCUAGCCCAACCCACCUCAGCAUGCAGAGAAUGUGGAGCAACAUCCCCCCCCACCUGCCCCCUGGUUGGGGAACUUCCGCCCAGCUUGCACGAGAGAUAUUCACACGCUCCCUGAUAAAAGAGGAUUGGGUGGUGCUGAUAAUGCCAAGGUUGCAGGUUCGACCCCCGUCAGGGACAGCUGCCUAUUCCUGCAUUGCAGGGGGUUGGGCUGGAUGACCCUCAGGGUCCCUUCCAACUCUACGAUUUGAUAGGACAAAUCCAUGGAGCCAGAGAAGGCUGUUGCUGGCUGUUAGCCACAGUAGCUCUGUUGUGCUUCCACCGUUUCUUCCUUGCUGGAAACCGCAGGAAGGGAGAGUUGCUCUUGCGUUCGAAUCCUGCUUGGCCUUUGCGGCACCUGGCUGGCCACAGUGAGGACAGGGUGGUGGGCUACGUGGCCUGAUUCAGCAGCCUCGCUCCUUGUGGGGCCUCUGGGCCCAGAGGCAGUCUAUCUGGACCCCCAGGUUCCUUGGGGUAUUUGGCUGCUGUGAGGUCCGGACGCUGAUCUUGAAGGGUCUGAUACAUCCUCCAGGCUCUCCUUAGCUUCUUGUGGAGCCUCCAGGCCCAGACCUCGCUGAGGACUAGGGGCUUGUCUCUGGCGCUCAAGGCGAGGCAGAGGCAGCUGCCGGUGGGGUUGUCGUGCCCUGAGCCUUCCUCGUACGUCUUACUCCCGAUUCCAGCCUUCGUCAGCCUGAGGUUGCUUUGGACCAUGACUCCCACCAUCCCCAGUUUGUCCCAGUGCUCUCUGUGUGUGUCAUUGUUCCUGGUUACUUCCAAUCUCUUUUGCAUUCUAGGUUUCCAAAAGCUGAGACGAAGGAGGCUUCCAUCCCGGGCUGGCAGCAUGUCUUAUUUCGCUGAGCAUUUCUGGGUAAGAAAAUCUCCCUGAUGUGCAUGGAAAACUCAUUUUGCCAACUCUCUCCUGAUCUGUUUACACUGGUGCCUUUUCCCCAGGCGGUUUCUCUUUCCGUCUCUAUCUGCAAUUAAUGACGCCUUCCCAGGAUAAAUGUGUUGUGCAAAUAAGUCAUAUUUUUUAUUUGCAAACCGGGGCAACCAAAGGGAGGCGAACGAGCUGGUCGUAGGAACAGCAGCAGCAGCAGUAGCGGAAUAGCGAGCUGCAAAAAUGAAGAAAAUGAGCAACGUGCGUCUGAGUCACGGCUUAGAGCAGAGGGAGGAACCCUGAAGGUUUUUUGUGUCCAGGGAGGUUGAGGCACACUUCUGCGUCUGGGGAUAUUUUCUUGGGGGAAAUGUCAUAUACAACCCCUGGAUGUGGGGGGUGUUUGGGGAGGGGUGGCACUUGUGGGGGGACGCCGCAUCCUUCUGGGGAGCCUCUCCUUACGUUUCUUGGGAUUCUUAAAUGGAGCCUCCAUGGACAGAGUCAGUUUACCUUAGAUGGGCAAAUGAGAAUGGGAGGAGGAGACAGCUCUGACAUUCUGUUUGCCACUGAGAGAAAGCAGCCACGGCACAGAGACCGGCCCCAUUGCCAUCCAAUGGCAUUUAGAUGCAAUAAUAAUAAUAAUAAUAAUAAUAAUAAUAAUAAUAAAUUAUUAUUUAUACCCUGCCCAUCUGGCUGAGUUUCCCCAGCCACUCUGGGCGGCUCCCAAAUCGAGUAUUAAAAAUAAUACAGCAUUAAAUAUUAAAAACUUCCCUAAACAGGGCUGCCUUCAGAUGUCUUUUAAAAAUAGGAUAGCUGCUUAUUUCCUUGACAUCUGAUGGGAAGGCGUUCCACAGGGCGGGCACCACCACCGAGAAGGCCCUCUGCCUGGUUCCCUGUAACUUGGCUUCUCGCAAUGAGGGAACCGCCAGAAGGCCCUCGGAGCUGGAUCUCAGUGUCCGGGCUGAACAAUGGGGGUGGAGGCGCUCCUUCAGGUAUACUGGGCCGAGGCCGAUUAGGGCUUUAAAGGUCAACACCAUCACUUUGAAUUGUGCUCAGAAACGUACUGGGAGCCAAUGCAGGUCUCUCAGGACCGGUGUUAUAUGGUCCCGGCGGCCACUCCCAGUCACCAGUCUAGCUGCCGCAUUCUGGAUUAAUUGCACUUUCUGGGUCACCUUCAAAGGUGGCCCCACAUAGAGCGCAUUGCAGUAGUCCAAGCGGGAGAUAAGUAGAGCAUGCACCACUCUGGCGAGACAGUCCGCGGGCAGGUAGGGUCCCACCUGCAUACCAGAUGGAGCUGGUAGACAGCUGCCCUGGACACAGAUUUGACCUGUGUCUCCAUGGACAGCUGUGAGUCCAAAAUGACUCCCAGGCUGCGCACCUGGUCCUUCAGGGGCACAGUUACCCCAUUCAGGACCAGGGAAUCCUCCACACCUGCCCGCCUCCUGUCCCCCAAAAACAGUACUUCUGUCUUGUCAGGAUUCAACCUCAAUCUGUUAGCCGCCAUCGAACCUCCAACCGCCUCCAGACACACCAGACCUUCACCGCCUUCACUGGUUCUGAUUUGAAAGAGAGGUAGAGCUGGGUAUCAUCUGCAUAUUGAUGGACACCCAACCCAAACCCCCUAAUGAUCUCUCCCAGCGGCUUCAUAUAGAUAUUAAAAAGCAUGGGGAAGAGGAUGGAACCCUGAGGCACCCCACAAGUGAGGGCCCACCACCACUUUCUGGACACGGCCCAGGAGGAAGGAACGGAACCACCGUAUAACAGUGCCCCCAGCUCCCAGCCCCUCUAGACGGUCCAGAAGGAUGUUAUGGUUGAUGGUGUCAAAGGCCGCUGAGAGAUCCAGCAGAACUAGGAAACAGCUCUCACCUUUGUCCCUAGCCCACCGGAGAUCAUCAACCAGCGCGACCAAGGCAGUUUCAGUCCCAUGGUGAGGCCUGAAUCCCGAUUGGAAGGGAUCCAAAUGGUUCGCAUCCUCCAGGCGUGCCUGGAGUUGUUCGGCAGCCACCCGCUCAAUAACCUUGACCAAGAAUGGAAGAUUUGAGACUGGGCGAUAGUUGGCCAUAUUGGCCAGGUCUAAAGAUGUUUUCUUAAGAAGCGGUUUAAUGAUCGCCUCUUUCAGCGGGUCUGGGAAGGCUCCCUCACAGAGGAAAGCAUUCACCACCCCGCAGAGCCCAUCGCCCAGCCCUUCCUGCUCACUUUUAUUAGCCAGGAUGGGCAAGGAUCAAGGAGACAGGUGGUCGGUUUCACUUGUCCAAGCAGCCUGUCCAGAUCCUUGGAGGUAACAGAUUGGAAUUGAUCCCAUGUAACAUGACUAGACAGGACUCUAGCACUCUCCCGCCCUGCCCUGCUCCCACGGUGGAGUCUACCUCCUUCCGAAUCUGAGCGACUUUAUCUGCAAAAAACUUUGCAAAAGCAUUGCAGGAGAUCUUGGGGUCCCUACCAGGCCCCGGUGGUGCAGGUGGUUCUGGUAGAUUGUGAACCACCUGAAAGAGUCUCCUGCUGCUGUUUUCUGCAGAUGCAAUAAGGCAAUGAAGAAGGUCCUCUUCGCCGUCACCAUUAUCACUUGGUAGGCUCGACGUUGAGCUCUAGCCCUUGUCCGGCCUGAUUCAGAAUGCGUUUUCCGCCACUGGCGCUCUAGCCGUCUCAAUGAUUGUUUCAUCGUCUUCAGCUCCGGGGAAAACCUCGGGGCUGUCCGGGCUCCAUGCAGUCGGAGAGGGCGCUUCGGAGCCAGGCAGUCAAAAGCCCUGGUUAAUUCCGCAUUCCUAUGGGCCACCAGGCCAUCAACAUGGGAUAAAACAUCCCCUACCACUCUCUGGAAGCCAGUUGGAUCCAUUAAGUGGCGGGGGCGGAUCAUCCGAAUAGGUCCCACCUCCCUGCAGAGGGGAAGGGUUGCGGAGAAGUCCAGUUGCACCAGGAAGUGAUCUGACCAUGGCUAAACAUUUGUCCCACCCCAAACAGAAAUAAAAUAAAAUAAUAAUAUAAUAUUUAAAAACAACAACAACAACCAUUCGAGGUGCAGCAGAUUAAGAACACUUAAAGCACUUGAAACCACUUUUGCCAUUUUUGCUGCUCAGAGUAUGUGUGCCUGUAGGCCCCUCUCCUUGGGCCUGAUGGGGGAGUGGUCUUCCCAAAGACUCACCGGAGCAGCAAGAGGAGCAGUGCAGGAUGACCCAGGGUCUGGAAACCAAGCCAGAUGAGGAACGGUUGAAGGAGCUGGGGAUGUUUAGCCUGGAAAAGGGGAGACUGAGAGCCAUUUUCAGAUAUCUGAAGGGCUGCCACAUGGAAGAGGGAGAAAGCUUGUUUUCUCCUGCUCUGGAGGGUAGGAUUGGAACCCAUGGCUUCAACUUACAAGAAAGGAGAUUUUGAUUAAGAAUCAGGAAAAGAAAGGAGGUUCUUUUAUUUGUUUAAUUUUAUUUAAUUCAUGUUAUAUCCUGCUCUUCAUCCUAAGAUCUCAGGGCAGUUCAUAAAAUACAGGGUAAAAGUAAGUCAAACAAAACAGCUUCUGUUCCUCUCGAAAGCUCCCCUGUGCCUGUCCCCUGUCGGCAGCAGGAUACUGGGCUGGGGUGCUCUGUUUGCUGCUUAGCGGGAUCUGCGUCCUGCGUGAAGCCACCUGCCGACUCAAAAGCUCCGGGUUUGAGUUCAGGCGUGUUGCGGGUCAAAGGCCCUCCAAGCAACGUGAGCAAAACAAAACAACAGCUCCUCUCUGUGACUCCCGGGACACCCAGUGCCAGCCACAAGUAAACAGAGCGGGCGUCAGGGUGGUGCCACCCGGGGGGGGGGGAGGGUGGCAGGCGCCAUUGUCUGCGGAUGCAGCUGGGAGAUUCCAAAACAGCCGGAGGAACAGGCAGCAAAUCUCUCCUUCUGCCCCCCCUUUUCUCCUCCCCAGCGAGCCCCGGGGGGCAGAAGUGGCCCUCUCUCCCUCCUCCCUCCUCAGAAGAUGGCAGGGGGUUGGGCUGGAUGAUCCCUGGGGUCCUUUCCAGCCCCACAAGGUGGGUCAGGCUGAGGGGGGCAGGGCCAGCCCCCCUCCCCCAGCAAGCCAAACCCUGGCUUCUCCCAGGUCCUGUGGAGCCCCACAAUGACCCUGCGGGGUCAGAGAGGCUGGGAGAGGCUUUGCAGCCGGGCAGGGGUUAUUUGAACCCUGGCCUUUCCCAGGUGAUAGUCCGGCACUCUAACCACUACACAACACUGCCUCUCUUAGUUUGAACAAAACGAAAGCAAGGCUCGGAUUAUCUAAGCUGCUGGGCUCAGCAACGUCUGUGCAAAACCACUGAGUCGCACCCCUCCCCUUAAGAAGGAAAGCCAAGGUGCCUGAAUAAAAGGGCGGAUUUCAAAUAGGAAGGCCAGUAGUGACUACACUGACCGGCAGCAGCUCUGCAGUCCUUUGUUCAGAUUCAUGAGGACUGUAAACUUUCCCUGUUUCAACAGUCUCUUCUCCGCCCUGGAGACUCCCUCUGUUUUUCAAGGGGCUGGAUGGCAGCUCAGCUGCUUUGAAGGUCCCAGGUUCGAUCCCCAACAGCAUCUCCACUGUGGGUCAUAGAAUGAUAUAGCUGGGGGGACCCCAAGGGUCAUCUAGUCCAACCCCCUGGUAUCUCAACUAAAUCAGCCAUGACUGAUGCUGACAACCUGCUGCUGCUGGUCAAGGUCCGCAUUGCUGUGCUGAACGGACCCAGAGGUCUGGCUGGGUCCGAGGCAGCUUCUGAUUCUUCUCUUUAAGCCACGUGUUUGUUCAGAAUGAUGAGGACCAGGAUCUUGCUUUAUUUUUAAAGGGGAAAGGCUGCUGGGGCUGUCCUCCUGAGUCUAAACCGCUCAGGGCAGACAACACCGCGUUGCGAUGGAGCAGUGGACCUGCUCGCAUCCUGGGAAGGCUUCCAACCUGCCUUCUCUCUUUCUGUGCCCUCCGGAACUCCUUGCCACAGGGCGUGGCCUUGCAACCACCUUGCAGGGCUCAGAAAGGCAUGGACGGAUGCAGAAAAAGAAUGCACAGGACCUGUUUUGUCACUCAGCCAUCAACGCCAAAGCCGCCUCUGCAGGGAGGCAGGUUGCCUAGCGACCGCGGACACACACACCUUGCCAUCUCCCCAGGAGGAAUGCCAAGGAGGGAGAUUUGCUCUGCGGGGGGCGGGGGGGAGGGGUUGUGAUUGACAAGGGAUGGGGGGGAGCGGAAGCCCACCCCCAGAGACCCAGGCUCCACGCACAGAGCGGGGGGGGGGGGAGAGAAGGCUGGUUGGGAAGCUGAGCAUUAAAAGGAGAGGGAGGGUAGAUUUGGGGGAGCUCUCUCUCUCUCCAUAUACUAUAUCAUAGAGUCAUAGAGCUGUGGGGGACCCUGAGGGUCAUCCAGUCCAGCCCCCUGCCAUGCAGAUAUCUCAGCUCUGCACACAUUCCAGCUGGUCAACAUCCUUGACCUGGACGUUAUGCUUCUGCGGAUGCAGCCCAGAAUAUGCACCACCCUGAGCUCUUCCAGUGAAGGAUGGCGCACAGAUUUAAGAAGUGACAUGAGCUUUUUUUGGCUGCUGCUGCUGCUCCCUCACAAGCCAACUCGAAACUGGGCUCAACCCCCUCUCGCCACGUGGCUUCAGGAUAAAAAGGGCCCUAUCCUGUUUCAAAAUGCGCAUGCAGACGUCGCUGGAUGGCAACGGGGCAGCUGUCCGUGCAGAGGCUUCUUACCCAAGAAAGGACAAAGACUGCUUGUUGGCAUUACCUGUGCGGCAGGUGCAGGGAUGUGUCCCUCUGGUGUGGCUGCGCCAAUGGGAGUUGGAAAAUACAGAGCAUUUAUUAAUUAUGUUUCUGCGCUGCCCUUUGCUGGGUGGUAUGCUACAAAAAUGCAUUGCAGAAUAACAAGCAAAACAGUAAGUUUGCAAUGCACAGUUUUAAAAGCCACAGAUUUAAUCCGCCUGGUUUCAGCGUGAGAAACUCAGAUAUAUAAGCCCGGUGCCAAAUCGCUCCUCCAGCCAACGUUACAAGUUGCCAUUGGGGGGAGACAGCUCCAAAGUCGUAUUUUGGGUCCCUGAAAUGUUGGUUCCUGGCAGGGCAGCCCCCGUUAUUCUGGAGCCACGCCUCAUUUUUGCCUUCUUGCUUUUCACCGCAGGGCGAGAAGAACCAUGGCUUUGACGUCCUCUAUCACAACAUGAAGCAUGGGCAGAUCUCGGCGAAGGAGCUGGCGGACUUUGUGCGGGAGAGGUACUGACGGCUGGGGGGCGGGGCAGAGCUCCAUCCAGUUCCUCCUUGCGGCCCCCCCCCCCCGCGCAGUCUGCAAACCCACUUAUCAAAGCACCAAUUUCCUACUGCCAGUUUGCUCACAGAGCCCUGGUUUGCAAAUCUCCCUGACGCUACAAUUGGGGGUCAACUUUGCAAGAGCUGAGCUGCCGGCCUGAAGGAGAUCUCUUUGCAAGACCUCUUCUCCAUAACUCGCCCAUAGCUUGCCUGAGGUUUUUUGUUUCCUUUUGGCAAAGAUGUUUCAUUUCAUAAGAUUUUUUAUUAUUGUGAUUGGAUUUUGCAGCCAAACUCCCUAAGUCUGUUAUUGGCUGGAGAAGAGUGGAUGGAGGCAGGGAUCCAGUCAAAGCAAGGCAGAUCUUUAUUUUUCUGCUGCAACAGAGAUCCCCGCCCUCCUUGCAUGGAGGCACAGUGCCCUGGGAUCUUUUGAUAAAGGGCGGUAUAUAAGUUGAAUAAAUAAUAAUGAAAUAAUUUCAUUUUGUGAUGUAUACAAAACAGAUGUUAUAACAGCUGGGAAAUAAAAUGUGAAGAACAGAAUUGUAGAAUGGGCACAUAGAUAAGAGCCUGAGCAUAGGAGGGAGGGGCUCAUAAAAUCGUAGUGUUGGAAAGUUCCCCUGAGGGUCAUCUAGUCCAACCCUCUGCAGUGCAGGAAUCUCAACUAAAGCACCCGGGACAGAUUAACGCUCCCAGCAUCAGCACCCCAGCAGAUCUCGCUUCUCUGUUUGUCAAAGCUUUGGAUCCAGCACAGAGCAAGCAAAUCAUGGAAUCCUAGAAUUGUAGAGUUGGAAGGGACCACGAGGGUCAUCUAGUCCAACCCCCCGAAAUGCAGGGAUUUUUUGCCCAAUAUGGGGCUCGAACCCAUGACCCUAAGAUUUAGAGUAGUCAUGCUGAGCUGCCCCAGUUGCACAGGGCUUAAAAUAAGCCCAAGAAAAGAAUAUUAGUGUUCUUGGAUUAUCAAGCCUAGUUGCGGAUUUAUAAAAGUUUCCUUUGCUUCAACAGAAGCAAAGAAACCUUUGCAAAAUUCAUGCCAGGUGCUUGUUCAUUCCCAUGUGAUUUCUUUUAAGGGGGAGAAAUAUUGCAAAGCAAGGAAAAUCUCAGGUGUUGCUCUUUUUUUAACCGACCAGCACCCCAAAUCUGUGUUUGGGAAGCCUCUGUUCCUAAUCCGGCAUGGAUGGGGUUUCUAAAUCUGCAAAAGUGUGUUUGCAGGAGGAAGGAAAUGGCUUUGCGUCUCCUCCAGUAGCCACUGGGGGGCAGAGCUGCACUUCUCUUGAUCCCAGGUCCCAGCUGGACAGGUGAAUCACCCAAAUCAGUGGCCAGGUAUGUUUAUAAGUGGGUAGCUUCUAAGUGCAGAAUCCGGCCUGGGCCCUGUUUCUCUCUCCUUUUAAGCAGCAUCAAGCAUCUUCCUUCAAUUGCAUGCCAAAAAACCCCACCAGGUUCUUCAUUUUUUGCUCUCCAGUGCUAUGUCAGGUAAUCCCACCCAUUCUCCGUUUUCCUGGAGGAGUGAAAUUAUAAGAACUCGAUCCUGUUCCUUUUUUGGGAGGCGGUCAAGAUGAAAAUAGCCAUAAAUGGUCAAGGGAUGGUUGGAGCAAUUCUUCCAGGAGGGACUUUUUGGUUCAGAGAAAAAGCAAGGAAGAGGUAGAAGUUUAUAAAGGUUGAGAGAGAGAGAGAGAGAGAGAGAGAGAGAGAGAGAGAGAUGUUUUUUUACAGAUUAGUAUAAAGAAGAAAAAAGAAAAGGAGAAAACACAAUAUAUCAGCAAUAGUGAAAUGUCAUUAAAAUAGAAAUGGGAUUACUAAAAUAUAUAAUAGAUAGAUAGAUAGAUAGAUAGAUAGAUAGACAGAUAGACUUAUUGUAUCCCUUGUGUAUAUGUUUCGAGAAAUACUUUCCAAAUAUCACUAAAUUUGUCCAUAGAAAACCUGGAAGUGAUCCACUCCUAGGUUGCGAGAGUUGAUCAGAGCCCUGCAUUGCAUGGAGAAAGUGGAGAGAGGAAAGGAUUUUUUCCUCUGUAGGAAUACCUAAACUGGCAGACGCCCCACAAAUGUUGGAAUAUUCAGGGCAGAUAAUUCAUGCAGCAUGCAGUUAUUAACUGUGGAACUCCCUGCCACAGGAGCCAACAUAGGUGGCUUUAAAAGAGGGUUCCUUGUGAUCCACGAGGGCUUUUCAGACAUGCUUGGGCUCUUCAAGAUCCUGCUCCAGAACCCUCCUUAUUCCUCCUCUUCCUCUUCCUCUUCCCUCUUCUGCUCCCUUCUUCUCCGCAGGGCGGCUGUAGAGGAGACAUAUGCCAAGUCUAUGGCCAAGAUGUCCAAGAUGGCCGGAAACAGCACUCAGCUGGGGUGAGCCCUAGAGAAGAGAACCGCAGAGUCGGGAGGGACCCCCAGGGAUGAGUACCGGCACUCCCCCCCAAAAAAGCACUAACCACAACAACGUUUUAUUAUUUGUACCCCGCCCAUCUGACCGGGGAGGGGGUAUUGUUUUACUGUUUUGCUUCUAAUUAUUUUCUUGUUUCUGCCCUGUAUUUUAUUCUGUGAACCGCCCCUGAGAUCUGAGGAUGAAGAGCAAUACAUAAAUCUAAUUUUUACUGUGUUUUUAAUAUUUUGUUGGGAGCUGCCCAGAGUGGCUGAGGCAGCCCAGUCAGAUGGGCAGCAUAUGAAUUUAAUUAAUUAAUUAAUUGCCCCAGCCAUUCUGGGCAGCUUCCAACAAAAUAUAAAAACAGUAAAACAUAUUAUUAUUAUUAUUAUUAUUAUUAUUAUUAUUAUUAUUGAUUUGCAGUAUUUUAUAGCUCCUCACAGAAUGUUUUCCGUUCCUGGAGCAGGGGAACAGAGCAAUACAAAAUAUGCAAGGGGCAGAAACGGCUAAAAAUUGUGGCAAGGGGGCCGGUGACCUGCAGGGCGGUUUCUUCUCAAGGCAAGUGAAGCAGAUGCGGAUUAACAUUUCCGGUUGGGCUCCUUUCCCUCCCCUGCGCCCCCCACCCCCAAAACCCACCCAGGACUUUUGCCCCCCUCUGGGAGGUCUUCCGCAUCUCGUCGGACAAGCUGGCGCUGUGCCACGCGGAGCUGGUGAAGAAGCUGCAGGAUUUGAUCAAGGAGAUCGGGCGCUAUGGGGACGAGCAGCUGCGGGCGCACAAGAAGGUAGCGGGGGCCGCGUUGGGGGGAUGUGGGGGCCGGCUAACGUCUCGUGGAUAAACCUGCCUGACCAGUUCAGCACAAUACUGACCCCCACCCCACCCCUGCAAACCCACCAAAGUAUUCUCUGUCUACCCCCCCCCCCCCGGCCAUCCCAUUGCCAGUCCAAGGACGAGGUGGCCGGGACCCUGGAAGCGGUCCAGAUCCUGCAAGGAGCCGCUCAGCACCUCCCCAAAGCCAAGGAGACGUACAGCAGCCGCUGCCAAGAGCUGGAUCGCUUGCGGAGAGAAGGGGGCAGCCAGAAGGAGAUCGACAAGGUGACCCUGGGGGGCAACAAGGGGGGGGAGAUUGUGUGUGAACAGGGGAGGGGGCCUGCACACCCAGGUCGUCGUCAGCGGUGAGAGAUAUUUGGCUCAGCUCUCUGGGUGGCUGAAGCGGAGACGUUUGAGUGAUCUUGCGAAAGGGGAUCCGUAUGGGUGUGGAGAAGGGGGGAAAUAUGGCAUUCCUUCCUUGCGCUCAGUUCCCAGGGCAGAUUGCAGUGUUAAAAUACCAUGUUGAAAUCAGGCAGGUAGCUGUGUUGGUCUGACGCAGUUGAAAUAAAUAAAAAAAUAACAAAAGUUUUCCAGUAGCACCUUAGAGACCAACUACGUUUGUUCUGGGUAUAACCAGGGGUCAGCAAACUUUUUCAGCAGGGGGCCGGUUCACUGUCCCUCAGACCUUGUGGGGGGCCAGACUAUUUUUUGGGGGGGCGGAAAUGAACGAAUUCCUACACCCCACAAAUAACCUAGAGAUGCAUUUUAAAUAAAAGCACACAUUCUACUCAUGCAAAAACACACUGAUUCCCGGACCGUCCACGGGCCGGACUGAGAAGGCGAUUGGGCCUGAUCUGGCCCCCGGACCUUAGUUUGCCUACCCAUGGUAUAAGCUUUUGUGUGCAUGCACACUUCUUCAGAUACACACUUUAACUGAUAUAUUACAAUCAGUUGAAGCAAUUUACAGCCCGGAGGCUGAGUCUUCGCUUCAUCCCUCUCUCUCUGUGUUGGUCGAUGCCUUUCUGCCAGUCUAGCUAUAGUCUGUCUUACUAAUAAAUCAUGUUUAUCCAAUUACCUCUCUUCCUGAUUAAUCACCUAUGUAUUCUACUAAUCAUCUAUCAUUCAUCUAAUUAAUCAUCUUUUUUACUAAUUAUCAUUGAUCUUAUUAAUCACCUGUCUAUUAUCUACUUUACUGAUUAGCUAUCAUCUCUUUUUCUUCAUCAUCUCUUGAACUACUAAUUAUCUGUCUAUCUGGGCUUUUAGGGGAGGGGGGUGCCUCUGGUGGGGGCCAAGUCCUGCUCCUCCUGGGGUGGUUGGCCCAGCUUCCACCUGCGGCUCCUAGAAGCUGCGUGGCCACAAUCCCGUAAAGGUAAAGUUAAAGGGACCCCUAACCAUUAGGUCCAGUCGUGGCCGACUCUGGGGUUGCAGCGCUCAUCUCGCUUUACUGGCUGAGGGAGCCACCGUACAGCUUCCGGGUCAUGUGGCCAGCAGGACUAAGCCACUUCUGGCGAAGCAGAGCAGCGCACGGAAAUGCCGUUUACCUUCCCACCGGAGCAGUACCUAUUUAUCUACUUGCACUUGGAUGUGCUUUCGAACUGCUAGGUGGGCAGGAGCAGGGACCGAGCAACGGGAGCUCACCCCGUCACGGGGAUUUGAACCGCCGACCUUCUGAUCGGCAAGUCCUAGGCUCUGUGGUUUAACCCACAGCGCCACCCACGUCCCACAAUCCCAUAUAGAAAACACUAAAAAACCACCCCAAAAUACAGUUAGCAGUUGCACAGCACAGACCAUUCCAACUGCACCAGCAUUUCCAUGGGGUCCGCAGGUGGGAGAGGGGAGUUUGGGAACGGCUGAUCUCUCUUGCUGACGGCUGGGGCGAAAAGCUCAGUCUCCUGUGUGUGAAGAAGGUCCCUGAUGUCCCUCUGUGGGGAGGGAAUCCCCCAGUUUGGGGUACAAAUGUGGGUUAUUCUUUUUUUGCAACGGGGUAGGGAAGAGAAGGAAGGUGCUCCCACGAAAGCGCUUGCCGGGCCUGAGGAUGUUACAGUCCUAGAACCAUAGAAUCAUCAUCAUCAGUUGGAAGGGACCCAGGGGUCAUCUACUCCAACCCCCUGCCGUGCAGGAAUCUCAGCUAUUUAAUUAGAAGUGCAGAGAUAAUCCUGAAAGAAUGCCGCAUCCCCCCCCCCCCAUUCCACUAGCCAAUUCAGAUUUUUUAGAGCAAAUGGUUUUUUGAGGUUUUUAUUUUGACUCUCCUGGUCUGCCCCACAGAGAACCUUAAGGUCCAUGAAUAAUCCUAGGUUAGAGGUCCUGGGCCCUAAGGAAGUCAGACUAUCCUCCACCAGGGCCAGGGCCUUCUCAGUGAUGGCUCCAACCUGGUGGAAUGCUCUGUCCCAUGAGACCAGGGCCCUGCAGGAUUUAACCUCUUUCCGCAGGGCCUGUAAGUCAGAGGUAUUCCGCCUGGCCUUUAAUUUGAACUUAGCCUGAUCUUUUAUUUCCCUUCCCUUCCCUCCCCCUCCCCUUUUAUGAAGAUUACCCGCUCUGAGACCCCACAGCUAAUUCUCCCCUGGUCUCCUCACUGGCCCAAAUAGGACUAAUUUAGCCAGCUAGCCCUGGCUAAAUAAACACCUAAGGUUUAUUUGAUGGAUUUUCCCCCUAAACUGAUUUUUGAAUUCUGAAUUUAUUGUUAUUCACGUUUUAUACUGUAUUUUAUGCUGUUUUUUGUUGCAUCAAUUAAGUGUUUUAAAUUUGUUGUUAGCCACCCUGAGCCUGGUUUUCUGAACCGGGAAGGGCGGGGUAUAAAUAGAAAUUUAUUAUUAUUUAUUAUUUUGGGGAUAAGGGGAUGUUCCAUUUUUAAUAAUAAUAAUAAUAAUAAUGGUCUCCGCAGGCCGAGCUGAAGUCACGGAAGGCGGUGGAGGCGCUGCGGAGGGCUGUGGAGAAGUACAACGCAGCACGUAAUGACUUUCAGCAGAAGAUGCUGGACUCCGCUGUGGUACGGGGGGCUGGGUGGGUGACCGUGGAGGGCGGAGGGUACCCCAGGGUCCUCCCAGUGUGGCCAGGAGGGCGAAAUGGGCCCUGGCGAUCUGCUCCAAGAUUGGCCCCCUCCUGGGCUCCCCGGGUGCGAAUCCUUGCAGCGGGUCGCUCCUCCCCUCUCUGCACCCAGAGUCCUUGCAGGAUGGGAGCAGCCCCCUUGCCGCAGCCCCCUGGCUUUGGGAUGCGAGGGGGGGAGAGAUCUUUGGAAAGGGGUUGGAAAUGCGUCAUUGAUGCCGUCGCAUGGAUCCUGGGUGCAGCCGCGAUUGGAGGGCCGUGUGUGUGGUUCUGGUCGCCUUGGCUCAAAAAGGAUAUUGCAGAGUUGGAAAAGGGUUCAGGAAAUCACCUCCAAAUGCGCAGGGACUUUUUGGUUUACAUAAAAGACAUUGAUGAAAUCAUGCAUGUAAUGAACAGAGGGGAAAAAGCUUGUCCCCCAUUCUCUCAUAUUAUGGGAAAAAACAGAAAUUCUUUCUGUGAAUUUCUAUUCCCUGGAAGGCAGUCCCGGCACGGAAGGCUCCUCCUCUCUUGCAAGCACGUAGGGUCCACUGUGAAAACUGGUGUGCGUCCAACAAAGCUGAGUGUUGGAAGAUUUGGGAAAGGGUGAAAGGAAGGGCUGUUAAACUGUGGAACUCCCUCCCACAGGAGGCAGGGAUGGCCAACUUGGAUGCUCUUGUGCUCGAAUCCUGCUUGUGGGCUUCACAUUGGGGGAUCUGGCCCUUGGGAGAACAGAAGGCUGGACUAGAUGGUCCAGUUCUUAUGUGGGUCCCUCCAUGUCUGAGGUAUCAGAAGGCGUCAGGGCCAGGCCCUGCUGUGGCCUCGCAAAAUCCCCACACGUUCCUUGUCUCUGCGUCCCCUGCAUGGUUUCGGGGGCCCUUUCCUGAGCCUUUCUCAUAGAAUGGUAGAGUUGGAAGGGACCCCUGAGGGUCAUCUAGCCCCCCCCCCUCAAUCCCCCAUUGCUGCUUUGCCUCCUCUCUGCCCUCCCCCUCCCAGCGCCUGCAGGAGGUGGAGGAAUCGCACCUGGAGCAGAUGAAGGUCCUGAUUGGCUCCUACGUCCACUCGGUGGAAGAUACCCACGUCCAGAUCGGGCAGGUGAGAGGCUGUUGCGUUCCCAAAGCAAGGAAGGAUUGGACUCUGAUUAAUAAAAUACACACAGGGCUUGAUCAGCAAGACUCUGGAAGUGUCAACUGUCCACCCCUUGGCCCAGGUUGUUUUAUUUAUUUAUUUUUAAAGAUAUUUAUUGAAAUUUUCAAAAUGUUACAAAAAAGAAAAAAUAAUAUAGAAGCAGAAGAAAGUACCAAAUAAAAAUAAUUGACAAAGUAGAAAAAGAAAAAAACAAACCCCUUCCCACCAUAUGAAUAAAAAUUCAAAAUAAGAAAAAGUGACAGAAAAAAAAGAAAAAUACAAAAAUACAUCACAAACCGUUAAAAACAUUUAAAAACAAAUUCAUUAUUUUCAGAUCCUUAACUGUCAUUGCCUUCUUUCUUAGACCUCCAACUCCUCCCUUUCUUUGUAUCCUAGUUAUUAAUUAUCCCAGCAAAUCCUUUCCAUGUUUCAUAAUAUUCUGUCAUUGCAUUACCCUAAACUGUUUUAAUCUUAUCUUUCUAUAAUAAAAUAAACCUUAAAGCUUAAAACUUAAAUCUUAUCCUUACCAACUUCUCAUAACCAUAAUAUUCUUUCAUAAUUCUUUAAACAUCUUUGCUAAAGCCAAGUAAUUUCAUUCCAACAUUUUUCUAACAUUCAUCAAUUUUAUAAAACAGUUCUAAUGGUAGAGAAAAGAGAUACAAAUAGAUCCAAUCUUCAUCCAACGUCCCUUCCUCCUGGUUCCGGGUUUUGUCAGUCCUUAUUCCCGUCGAUCUAGCCCAUUAACCUGGCAACCUUAUAUCCGAGGCCCUCAAGUCUCUUCCAUGUCCCUUCUGCGGCUCUUCUUCAUAUUUGUAACUGUAUUUUCCCUUAUCUCCUGCUCGUGGUAACUCCAGCUUGACAAUGUUUUUAACCCUUCUCGACAGAUCAGCCCCUUUUCCAUGUUCAACACUGAAUUCCAUGUAGUAUUUAAAAGCAUGUUUCAAAGACCCUCCAAAAUUAAGAGCCCCCACAGUCCCAAAUAUCUCACGGCCCAUUGUCAUAUUUGAAAAGUCCAAACAUCCCAGCAUAGGGGGGUCAAUCCAGCCCCCCAUUUCCAAGCCAAACCAAACUUUUCCUUUCCAAAUCUGGCUUUUUCCAAGUUCAUUUGUCAAAUCCGAAAAAUCAUAUUCCUGUUGGGCCUGUUCUGUCAAGACACACUCCUGAUUUAAUUCCUGAGUGGGCUCCACAUAUUUUCCCACUGUCUGUUCAAAAUUUCCCACGUGGGAACAAAGUUAGAUCAGAAGAAAUCCUGUUAACUACAAAGAAACUAUUUCUUACUUCAGCAUGCAUACGUAGUUCAGAGUAAAUAAAAUAGGAAUCAAGGAGGAAUGCUUUUAGCAAACCCCGGAGGUCAUAAACAAGCAGUAAACAGGAGAGGAAGGAUGGCAAGGAAAGGUGGGCAUCUUGAUCAUCUCCUUGUGAACUCUCCUCCUGGCCCUUAGAUUAACAAAACCAAGGAAAGGUACAUCAGAGAAGCUACCUCCUAUCUUUAUGGCCCAGGUGCCUGGUGAACAGCUGGCCUGUGUUUAGAAUGCUGAUACGUGCCUGUCAGGCAGAGAGAAAGAAAAUGGACAGUAGAGAAAAUGGGCAGAGAUGCAGAGGCUUGUGGGAUUUGAUCAGGAAUUAUUGUCCAUGACCCAAGCACAGUCAACGCCAUGCUUUCAUUGCAGACAUUGCUCCAUAUGUUCCUAAUUCCUCAUGGUAAUCCCACCUGACCCCCACAAGAGGCCGGUCGGCCAGCAAGGGCAACUGGGCUGGGCGCCCCCAGAGGACCCCCGGGUGCUGUGGGGGGUCCGUGGGGGGUCCGUCCUGGCCUCAACCUUGUCUCCUCUCCCCCCUCCCCAACCGCAGGUCCAUGAAGAAUUCAAGCAGAACAUGGAGAACAUCGGAGUGGAGACCCUCCUGCGGAACUUUGCCGAGAGCAAAGGGACCGGGCGGCAUCCGCCGGGUGGGUUGAACUUCUGAGAGAAUAAUAGCAUUGUGGAGUUGGAAGGGUCCCCCAAAUGUCAUCUAGUCCAGCCCCCAGAAACGUAGGUGCCGCAGCUCAGGAAUCCGCAGCAGAUGGAUUCGCCCGGAUCCUGCAACCGGGAACCGUGAAAUGAGGACAUUUCUCCAGCUUGGCUUGCCUUAACCCAAACGCCUUUAGCCUUUUGCCUCCCCUUUAUUGCCCUCUUUCCUCUCCCCGUAGGACCGCUGGAUUUUGAGGAGCUGAGCAUCAUUCCUGCGCAGGAAGGCAAGUACGUCUGAGCGUGGGGUGGCAGCACCCCAGAUCCAGCCAGGUUGGAAAAGGGGUGCGUGGGACCACCUGGAGGAACCGCCAGAUUUUUUGGCGUGUGAAAACGUCCAGAGACCCUUUUAUAAAGGAAUUCAGAAAGCUUGUGGCAUUUAUUAUGAUUGUGAUUUUUUAAGUGUGCAAGCUUUUGUGUUCCACAGCACUCUUCAUCAAGGAGGGGCUUCCUUUUUUCUUGCAGGACCCAAGCGAACCCGCAGCAAAGCCUUCCGCAUCCCUGGCCUGAGCCGCAAAGAACGGGAGCGGGACUCUGUGUGAGUUUCUCCUCUUUCUCCCCGACCACAGAGACCGAUCUCACUCCCCAAGUCUGCGCAUGCUCUUCAAUCUCUCUCUCUCUCCCUCUCUCCUUUUGCCCAGGGAAUCUCCAGAUGCCGAGUCAGGGGUGAGUAAUAUUUAUCAUUAGCCAACAGGACCCACAGGAAAGUGUCGCCGUCUUCUCCUAAUGCCCCAGCCUGAGGGCCAUUCCAGGAGCCGGCCGGCCGGCCAGUCCCUCCCCAUAGCUACUCCAUUCCGUUUCCUGCUUUUUUCUUUUCUUUUUAAGCUGCCACUGAAUGUUCCAUCGCUCCUGAGAAUUGAUUGAUGGAUUGACUGAGUUCAUUUCUAUGCUGCUUUCCCGCAAUGAGCUGUGUCCAAAGCAUAUUGAAAUACAGAGCACAGCAUUUCUGAAAUUUAAUUUUAUAUAUAAAAUACAGAGCUUGCCAGUAAAUUCAAAAACGACAAAAAUCAACAAUUUGGCAAAUUGGCACAGGAUAAAUUGAAUAGUGCAAUACCAUUCCUUACUGCCCUGUGCUAUUUUGCUAUAAUUAAUCAUUAUUAUUGCUGUCAUUUAUUUGGAUUCUUUACCCAUCAUUUUAAAAUACAAAAUUCACUGUUUCGUUCUUUGGUGUUAAGCCUUUGGGCACCUGUGGAAGGUGAUUAAUAAGUAACAAGUAAAUUUAUCUGUCUUAUCUCUCUUUUAGUCACCUUUGGCCAUUUUGAGAAGGGCGACUAAGAAAUUUAAUGAAAACUUACAAUUAUUAUUUGAUUUCUAACCUUAAUUCUAUGUUGUUGUUGUUUUGUGGAGACUGUAUUAAUUUUGAUUUAAUAAAAAGAGAAAUAUAUAUUGGGUUCCUUACCCAAAUUUCACCAUAAUUCCCAGGGCAGAUUGCAGCAUUUAUUAAAAUCAGUUUAAACAGUUUACUAGGUAGGUCCUAAAAACUGCUACUGUGCUUAAAGAGUAACUGCUGUUUAUUUAAAAGGAUUUUGAAAAGAGCCUUUUUUAUAUAAAAAAAUGCAAUUAGGGUACAAAUUGAGGAAACCUAGCUGGAUUGGCAGGGUAGGAAUAAUAAUAAUAAUAAUAGUUGUUAAACAAUGGUUCUUUCUCGUUCUUCUAUUUUUAUAUUGCUUUUUAUGACCUUUUAAUAAACGUGUUUGGGUUUCAGCACAAUAUGUUGAAAGCCUUCAAUAGAGUUGUUUUUUUAAAAAAAAUAAAGAAAGAGCAGCCAGCUGGCUCUGGGAGUCAGAGGGUCCUGGGUUCCAGUCUUACGGAUCAGAGAAUGAUGCAUCUUUUGCAAGCAAAUAAUCCGUGAGGUUUCACAUCUUGGUCUCUCCUCCCAUAUUAUUUUUUUUUGGGGGGGUAUUUGAACCCCAAGGAAGAUGCUGCCCCAAGAGAGGCUCCCACCCCAAACUUUUGCUCCUUCUCUUCUCUCCUCAGCCCCCCGACGUGGACGAGGAAGGCUUCACUGUCCGGCCCGAAACAAAUCAGAACGAUAUCCUUUGGAACAUGUGGCUGCAGGGCCUUCUUCCUCAUAAGGGGGGAGGGUGAGAUUUGGGGGGGAGUGGGAGGGGUGUCUCAGAAAUAGGGGGAGAGGUGGGGUGUCCAGAGUCCAAUGGGGAAGACUGUUCCUCUUGUUCCAGGGAAGAGUCAAUGGGGUCAUGAAUUUACCCAGGAGCUCCGAUAAAUCGACACAAAAGCGGAAGCUGUUUUUGGAUUAUUUGCAAAAAAAUAAUAAUACCAUAACCCAAUGAAAUUGCAGGCAGGAUUUGAAAUGUGAGCAGUGGGAGGACCAUGGCAAUAUAUGAAAUGGAGGAAUAUAGCUCAUUCGCUUGAGACUCUUGAUUUCAGGGCCGUGUGUUCGAGUCCCAACUUGGGUGGAAGAUUCCUGCAUUGACCCUGGGGGGCUUCCAGCUCUCCAAUUCUGUGAUUCCCUGUAUUAGGCAAAACGUGUGAUAUUAUGCAGUACGUAAAAGGGAUGCGUGUAAGGGAAAGUGGGAAGCCAAAUUAUGAGACAUUUAUAAUAGAUCUGAAAUUUGAAAUUAAUUGGUUAAAGUUGUGAAAAUCUAAUAGAAAACUUCAGGGCCCCACGUUGGCCAAAAGAUUCCUUCAUUGCAGCGGGUUGGGCUGGAUGACUCUUGGGGUCCCUUCCAACUCUUCUGUGAUUCUGUUGCCACCCGUUUGGCCCCUUGACUCCGUCUCCCCACGUGAACACCCCACCCGCUUCUGCUCCUCCAGCGACUCGGAUUACGAUGAUGAGGAGCCCCACAAGUUCUACAUCCGCAUCAAGCCGGUGCAGCCCCGAGAGCGGACCAGCAGCGCCGCGGCCGUGGAGCAGCUCAAGGCCUCCGUGGGGAACCUCAUCCUGCCCCCCAGCAUGGGGGUGAGAGAGAGAGAAAUGGGAAGCGGCAGGCCUGGCAGAAAGACCUGGCACCCGUCUCCCCUUGAAUCCAGAUUUUAGCUUUAAUUUCUGCACCAGAAUACUGGGUGCUAUGGUUCCCAGGACACUGUGGUUCCCAGGCAGCCUAGGCGGCCGUUAUCUGUGUCGUCCAAGUGUCUCACUGGGACCGACGGGGAGAUGUGGUCCAAAGCACUGGGUGCAGGGCGCCCGGUUGACAAAGUCUGCCUGCUUGAGGGAGGGGGUCUGGGAGGGCAAAGGUUUUCUUCUAGACCAGGGCUUGGCGACGUGGUGCCCUCCAGAGCCCCAUCUGCCACAUAACGCCUCUUCCACCUUCGUUGAGGUGCCAACCUUUUUCUUGACGCCUGGAUGAAAAAACAUCUUUGUUUGGAUCUUGAUUGAUGGCUGCACAUUCUCCUGACUGAUCACUUUAUCCUUUCCCCAAAUGGCUUUGAACCUCCCUGCCUUCUCAGUGUAAAUUUUACGAAACAAAUAAAUAAGCCACCCAGGGAGGAAGGCAGCCGUAGGGGCCUGCCCCCGAUCUCGAUGGUUAUGAGCAUGGGUUGGGGGCCACAGCACCUUCCUGACCUCUCCCCUUUCUCCCCUCUUUCCGCAGUGCACAAUGAAGAGGCAUUCUUCCCGUGAGUGCUCUGUCGCAGACUCUUUGGGUGAGGUUGGGAGAGAGGGUUGCUGCUGCGGAACUCCCUGCCACUGGAUGGCUUUAGAAGAGGGUUGGACCAAAGCAUGGAAGAGGAGGGGGCCAGCGAGGGCUCCUAGCCAGGAUGGCUCUGCCUUUGCUGUCAGGGCAGCCAUGCUUCUGGAUCCCAGUUUCUGGGAACUGCAGGAGAGGAGAGUUGCUCUCGCACUCGGAUCCUGCUUAUGGGUGCUUCCUUUGGGGGCGUCUGGCUGGCGAUUCUUAGGUUCUCUUGAUUCUUUUCCAGGGCACCUGAAAGCACUUGCCUCGGCCUCAGCCGAGACGGAUUCUGACACAGCCCCUGCCCCAGGUGAGAAAAAGGGGGAGAUGGGGGGGAGACUAGGGGGGGACCCCCAAAGCCUCCAAUUCUACGGUUCUCUAAAUAUGUAUUUCCAAUUUGCUCUGCACAGGGGAUAAGUCUGGCAACUCGCAGGCACCUCUCUUUGGCACCCAUAUGACAAGGUAACUCUGGGGUCUUCGGAGAGCAGACUCCACUCUGCACUCUGAUAUCUGUGUCUGCGUGCAAACACCUGUGGAACUCCCUUCCACUUGAGGCCAGUGCUGCCCAUUUGACUCAGUUGCCCCAGCCACUUAGGGCAGCUUCCACACACAAAAAACACAAACAAACCCAUAAAUAUUUUGGUACCCCGUUCAGAUGUAGGAGGUACAAAAAACAAUUAAAGUGACUAAUUAAUUAAUUAAAUUUCUAAACCGCCCUAUACCCAUAGACCUUAGAGUGGUUCGUGACAUAAAGUCACUUAAAAGCAUGUAUUAUUAUUAUUUAUUAUUAUUACUGCUCGAUUACAGAAAGCAGUUUGCAAAAGAGAGAAAACGACAAUACCACUGCUGGAAAAUUUGCAGCCGUAACCAAAGGCAUACAGAAAGGGAAAGGGCACAACGGAAUGGACCAAAACUCCAAACUCAAACUUUCUAAGCUUGUCUAAAUGUCUUCAGCAGGCGCCAAAUAGAAUAGAGUGAAGGCGCCUGGCUGGUGUCAAGAGGCAGGGAGUUCCACAGGCUCGGUGCUGGCACACUGAAAGAUGGCCAGUUCCACCAAUUUUGUUGCCCUUGUUCAGAUCAGUUUCUCAAGUCCAGCGUUUUCUUCUUCCGCAGCUGUGACAGCAAACCUGAGCCCGACGUUCUCCCUGCCAGCGCCCUCUUUGGCCCUCCGCUGGAGUCGGCCUUCGAAAACGAGGAGUUUUCAGGUGAAAAAUGUCCCCAGCAUCCCUGCAUUGCAGGGGGUGGGCUAGAUGACUCCAAGGGUCCCUUCCGAUUCCCCCAGGUCCUCUCUGAGGCCACAUCUGCACCGCUGUGACGCCACUUGAAAGAACUGGCUUCCUCCCCUGAAGAAUCCUGGCAGCCGUGGUUUAACCCUCGCAGAGCUACGGCUCCCAGCGCCCUUAUCAAACUACGGUUCCCGGGAAGCCCAGUGGGCUUGACUUGCAUGUCACUCAGGCCACAUUCAUGCCAUGCUAUGAAAGCACCGUGGUGCCUCUUUGAACAGCUGUAGUGUCCCCCAAAGGAUCCUGGGAACUGUAGUUUGUGAAGGAGACCCCCUGCACCCUCUCCCAGAGCUACAGUUCUCAGAGGUCCCUGAGAAAAGGAAUUUACCUUUUAAUGGGGAUUGUCACUCUGGGAGAGGGUACUGCGGGGGGGGGGGAGCUCCUAGCAACUCUCAGCACCCUUAGCAAACUAUAACUCCCAGGAUUCUUUGGAGAAACCAUUUCUCUCUUCCAAAGCUUCCUGGAUGAAUGAAUCUGGGACCUUCUACAUGCAAUGCCUUUGUCUACAAAUAAAGUAAGAUUCUAGUCCUCAUAGUUUGCAUCAAAGGGACGUUUAACGGCCAACCUCUCUUCCCAGAGAACUUUGGGAAUUGCAGCUCCGUGAGCGGGAAGAGGUUUUCCCCAGCAACUCACGGUGCCAUGAACAUGCUACAGCUCCCAGGAUUCUGUUGAAAGUGGGAUCGCAGGGCUUUAAAUGUGGCCAAAGUGUAGACAAAUAGCAGACUGGGAAGUUUGGAGGGGGGAGCAGAAAGCCAUGUCUUUUAAAGGUGUGAUGUGGAUCUGUAGCGAGAUAUACAGUGGUGCCCCGCAAGACGAAUGCCUCGCAAGACGGAAAACCCGCUAGACGAAAGGGUUUUCCGUUUUGGAGGUGCUUCGCAAAACGAAUUUCCUAUGUGCUUGCUUCGCAAGACGAAAAUGUCUUGCGAGUUCCUGCGGGGGUUUUUUCCUUUCCCCCCCCUUUUUCCCAAGCCGCUAAACCGCUUAUCAGCUGAUGGCUAAGCCGCUUAUCAGCUGAUCUUUAAGCCGCUUAUCAGCUGAUCGUUAAGCCGCUUAUCAGCUGAUCUUUAAGCCGGCUAAGCCGCUAAUACUGUAGCGCUAAGCCGCUAAACCUCUAAUGGGCUUGCUUCGCAAGACGAAAAAACCCGCAAGACGAAGAGACUCGCGGAACGGAUUCUUUUCGUCUUGCGAGGCACCACUGUAGAUAGCUAGAUCUAUACUGAUAUUUAUAUUGAUAUAUCAAUACAUCUAUCUGUGUCUACCUAUAUCUAUCUAUAUUUAUUUAUCUAUCAACAUCGAUAUAGAUCUGUAGAUAUAUAAAUAUCAAUGCCUAUUGAUUUUGAUAUUGACAUCUCUAUUAUUAUUGAUACCUAUAUCGUUAUCUGUCUAUAUAGAUAUAAAUGUCUAUUUAUUGUUCUUCUCCCCCCCCCCGCAGCCCCCCGCUCUUACCUGUUGGCCUCCAGCCCCUCCCCCUUCUCCUCCUCGUCCCCCGAGAACGUGGAAGACUCCGGCCUGGACUCCCCGUCUCACCUGGCCACCGGCCCCUCCCCGGACGCCCGCCUCUGGAGCCCCCGGCCUGGCACCCCACAGAGCCCCCCCGGAAAGCGCCCCCCCAAGGACGGCCCCCGCUGCUGCCAGCCGGCCGACGACACCCCGGACCCCUGGCUCCCCCAGCCGGGCUCCCAGGAGCUCCCUGAGUGGGCCCACUCCGUCUCGGCCUGGCCCCCGGUGCCCCCCGGGCCCCCCCCGGGCCGGCACGAGUCCCCCUUCAGCGACCCCUUCCUGGAGGCCGCGGCCCCCGGGGGUCGGCGGGGCUGGUCGGCUGCGGAGUGUCCCCCGCGGGGGGGCGAGCGCGACAGCUGCCUCUCCUCGAACUCGGCCUCCUCCUCCUCCUCGUCCCCAGCACCCCCCAGCAGCGGAGACUCCACCAGCCCUUCUCCUUGGGCGCCACGGGGCAGAGACCUGGAGGGCGCCCCCUCAGACGUGCCGUCGGACCCCGGUGAGUUGCCAUUUCCUCUUGCCAGGAUCCAUGCCGCAGGUCAGGUCCCUUGGGUGCGAGACGCGUCUUUUUCUGCAGUGGAGAAUGAAAUCCUAGAUGCCUUCGUAUCCAUAAGAACCAUAUAUUUAUUAGUGUCUAUUGCACUCUCGUUUUCUUUUCCCCCGUCAUUUUGGAUCACUGCAUAAGAAAUCAGUUAAAAGAAGGUGUGGAAUGAAAGGUCUGGGUUGACAGGUCCGGGUUUUCUGUCAAUCCAUCCAUCAAUCAACUGGCCGAUUUAUUACAGGCAACAGAAAUAAGAAGUUGGCCAGAGUCUCGGAACAAAGGGGGAUUUUUUAUUAUUAUUAAUAAAAAUAAUUUGGAAACCGCUUUUGGACUUUGUGGGAAAAGGUAAUGAAUGAUUUUGGAUUGAGAAGAAAUGUUGUUUGACAGCGGAGAAGAUGGAUGUUGCUCUGGACUGAAUGCCUUAAAUAACCUUUUUUUAUGUAACCGCCGGAAGGAAAAUCAGAUGCCCCUUUUCUCUUUCUGUCUUGCUUCUUCCCAUUUUCCUCCCCCCCCCCUUUUCUUCACUCUCUUCCUGCUUUUUCUUCUCUUUUUGAAGCUGUUUUUGUCUAUUUAUUUUUUUAAAAGUUAGUUUUCCACAUCUCACAGUAUUAUUGUAAUAUUAUUAUUGUCAUUUAUUUGAUUUAUUGGAUUCAAUUUAUAUGCUGCCUUUUAUCAGGAGUUUACAACAUUAAAAACACAUUCCAGAACGUCAGUGAUAAAAACAUGAUUUUUAUGGAAAACAUUAAGAGCAAAGGAGAUUGUGCAGGACAAUCUGGUUUCCCAGCAGAUGGGCAUCUCUCUGGGAUUCUGGAGCUGGGCUGGAUGAGCUUUGGGGGUCCCUUACAGUUCCACAGUUCUAUAGUCUUGGAUUCCCUGGGUCUCACAGGUGCUUCUGUUCCUCUCAAGGGCGCGGCUGCUCUCUUGGCAAACGCCCAGAGCUGGAGAUCCUCUCGCUUCCUCCUGAUGUAGCUUUUGCCCCGGGGUGAUCACGUAGGUGCCAUUGAUCCCCUUUGACAACGUGAUUUCCUGGCUGAUCCCUCCAGGGCGUCUUCUCCCUUGAAGGCCUUAAUAAAUCUCAUUUCCGAAAGCUCCAAAUCUUGCACAGCUCUUUCAACCUCGUUGUGGUUAACGAUUAACAAUUGGCCUCUGCAUUUUCUUUUUUGCGGUCUGAGCUUUGCUUAAUGGCCCAAUAAACGAUGGCUGGGCAAACUGAUUCUGGAUGGAUGGAUGAAUGAAUGGAUGGAUGGAGAGACAGGAUUUAGAGCACUGGAGAGAGCUGGGUGCGAAUCCCCCCACAUGGCCACAAAGCUCUCUCUCUCUUGCUCUCUCUCUCUUUUAAAUACUUAUUUACAUUGCUUAUCCCAAUCCUUGAUUAUUCCAACCAGCCCCCUAUUCUCUCUCCCUUUGGCUUGCAGCUUCUCUCCCUCCGUCCGCUGCACCUGGAUUGACCCCCAUGGUGGCCCCUCCUCGGCGAUGCCGCGCAAAACGGCCCUCGGCAGUCUCAACCGGCAGCGACACGGUGAGCCCCACACACCCUAGACCCGCCUGUGCACACAGAGUUGUGUUUCCUCGUACGAUUUGGGGGAUGUGCUGUUGUGCAGAGAUGCCCCCCAAUUUAGCAAACUGCGGGUUGGUUAAUUUGGGGAGGUUUGGGGUAGAAGUCUUGUUCCGUCACGAUCCAAGCCUUCUCAGAGUUGAGUUGAGCCCUUAUUUUUCCAUUCUGCUUUUGGCUCCCAGAGGCUGAGAAACAUUAACUAAGGGUAGCCUACUUAGGGUAUGAUAAAAUAAAGUCUGCAAAGGAUUUCUGAAUCAUGUCGCAAGGAGAAGCUUGUAAAGUGUACGGAUGAGAUAUAAGAAUUUGCUGCAAAGAAGAAUGGCUUUUGAAAAUGCUGGAGUAUGUGGAACUGGCAAGACCGACAGAAAAUAUUAGAAAGUAUUUAAAGAACAACUAAAGCGAGAUAAAAACAUGAGCAGCACUUGAACUAUGAGCAACAGCGAUAAUAUAUUAAGAUAAAUAGGAUAGAUUGCACAUAUUGAAGAGCACAGGGGAUUUAAGGGUAAAUAUGGAAACCAUGGAAGAAGGGGAUAGGAAGUCAAUGGAUCAAGUAAUUUACAGUUUAUGUUAAAAUACGUUCAGAUUUUUUUGUGUGAGUAUGUGAAAAAUUAAUAAAUAAGAUUUAGAAAAGAGAACAUUGCAAAUGCAACAGAAGCCCUAUAGAACUGUGAACAGGUUGUUGGUGAAACGAUUGUGAGUCGUCAGAAGUGGUGUUAUUAAUCAGAACAAUAAGCAUGGUCAUCAUUGAAUAAUUCACACGCCUCCCAUCUCUCUCACUGUGCCCCCAGCCUCGCUCGCUCAGCCCCUCGCGGCUCUGGGCCUUGUCGACCCCGCAGAGCUCGGCUGGGAUGACGGAGCGCGCCUUCUUCAUGGCCACGCAGCCGGGACUCGGUAGGUGCCCCGCGGAGGGGGCGGAGGGGUUAGGGGGCGGGUGGGCGCACGGCUUUCUUUUGUGGAGGCCUCGCCUCAUUGCUCAACGAGUCGCGGAGCGUUUCUGGGGGGAGGAGGAGGAACGGGAAAUGCUUCGGGGGGCCCCCACUUCUUCAAAAUGCCUUAAUUUUUUUACAGCAGAGAAAACGAGAAUGACUUAAGGGGUGACUGACGCAAAGGGGGCCCCCCGCUUUCACCUUCAGUUAAGCCAAAGUGGGUGCUGGCGCCCCUCUGGGUGGGUGGGAUUCCCUAGGGGUGCUGGGGGGCAGCAGGUGCCAAUGGCGGUCUGACUUCGGAAAGCUGAUAUCCUCAGAUCCAGUUCCUUUGUUUCGUUGAAUCAAACGAAAUAGUUUUAACUGGGUUUUGAACAAAAUGUGCAAUUAAUUGCCCCACCCAAGCCAGUUGCUGGAGAAGGAGACUCUGGGUUAAUCUCUGGGUUGUGGGUUCGAGCCUCAGGUUGGGGGGAAAGAUUCCUGCCUUGCAGAGGGUUGAACUAGACAACCCUCCAGCUCUACAAUUCUAGGAUUCCUACCUUGCUGGGGGUCGGGCUAGAUGACUCCUGGUUCCCCUCCAGUGCUACCAUUCCACAAUUCUAUGCUCCUCCGAGCCAAAUACCCCUGAUCUUCUUGGGACUCGCUUCCCACUCCCUGGCUGUUACUUUCAUGUCACGUUUCCCCCGUGAUCACUUGACUUUCUCUCUCUCUGGCAGGCGUCUCGCGGGGCCCGUCUCCCGUUGUCCUGGGUUCGCAGGGCGCGCUCCCCGUGGCAACGGCCUUCACGGAAUACAUCCACGCCUAUUUCAAAGGCCGCAGCCCAGACAGGUAAUAAACGGAGGACGGAGGGCAGUGUGUGUUUGUGGGGGUGUUUUUUGGGGGGACCCCUCACCUCAUUGCCAUUUUCACACCAGAUCUGAAUGUCUUGGCCCUGCUUCUCGAUGCCGUCACUCUCUUAAGCAUCAAAAUUUGGGACCACCUCCAAACCGAUGCCAAAGUUUCGGGCUUCUUUUGUACUGCAAGUCCCAUAUUUUUUUGCCCCCCCCCAACUGAAUACAGUCAUACCUCGGGUUACAGAUGCUUCAGGUUGUGUGUUUUCGGGUUAUGGACAUGCCGAAACCCAGAAGUACCAGAACGGGUUACUUGCAGGUUUCGGCGCUCGUGCAUGUGCAGAAACACUAAAUCACGCUUUGCACAUGCACAGAAGUGCCGAAUUGCAACUCGUGCGUGCGCAGAUGCGGCACUGCGGGUUGCGGACGCUGCAGGUUGCAAACAUGCCGCCCGCACGGAUCACGUUCACAACCCGAGCGUCCUCUGUAAUAGACGCACAAAACUGGUGUUCGUACUCAACACCCCAAACCCUGGCACUUUCCAACUCACUCCAAACUGGUGUGAAACUGCACAGAACGAGUAUGAAAGUUUGACACUGGUUUAGAGGCGAUCUCAAAAGUUCUGGGUUUGCGUUUGAAGAAGCUGGUGGCCACUGAGGCGACUGAGGGGUGCAAAAACAGCUUUGAAGGGGCCAGGGCCGCUCAGUUCCCCAACCCCAUGUGACGUCUUGCGGAGUCGUCCCGGUUCCUGCCAGAUCCUGUGCAGUCGCCCCUUGGCUCCCAGAACCAAUCCUGGCCUUGAUGCCCAAGGCAGGUGGAGAGCUUGCUCCCUCUGCUCAGGACAGGUCAGCUGGGGUACCUGAUGCGAAACAAGGCUUUUAAGGUCUCUGUCCUACUUUGCACUCGGGCUCUGGGAAUAUGGGUGGUCUCUCUCUCCCACAGCCACAGUUUCAGAUCUAUACACUUUUCCUGUUUUGUGGAACAACAACAAUUUUAUUAUUUUCAUGCCGCCCAUCCGACUGGGUUGCCGCAGCCGCUCUGGGCAGCUCCCCCCAAAAAAAUUAAAAUGCAAUGAAACAUUAACCAGCUGCACUGAACUUCCAUUUGCCUCUGCCCGGAUCUCUCUGCUCAGUUGGUUGAGCAUGAGGCUCUGACUCUCAGGGUCGUGGGUUCAAGCCCCCUGCCUUGCAGGGGGUGGGGCUGGAUGACCCUCAGGGGUCCCUUCCAACUCUAUGACUUGCAAGCAGAUGCGGCAAUGUGGGGCAGUGGGCUCUCCCGCUGGCGCUCUUUCGCAGAAGCAAGUGGCAGUCCUUCCUGGGGCGUGAAGGGGCUCCUGGGAGGGGACGGAGAGUGCCUGGAUUUGGGGGAGCAAAUAGGGCCAGGGGCUGAUAAUGGCAGGCUCUCUCUCGCCUCUCCUGCAGCUGCCUGGUCAAGGUCACGGGGGAGCUGACCAUGUCCUUCCCGGCGGGGAUCCUGCGCGUCUUCAGCAGCGCCCCUGCGCCCCCCGUCCUCAGCUUCCGCCUGCGCCACACGGCCGCCAUCGACCAGUUCCUGCCCAACACCGAACUCCUCUUCAGGUACCACGGGGGGGGGGGCAUAGGGUGCCCCUGUGGGAGAAACUGGAAAAGCCGGGCGGGGUUCUGCUCCCUUCCGCUCAGAGGGUCGGAUCCAGCUGCCCUGUUCUGCUUUCUCCCCGGGGCUCCCCCAAACCCACUGCGAGGGACUAUGUGGACCCCCAAGAAUUGCACGUGGUUGGGGGGAGAAUGAGACGGGAGCUCAAUCCGUGGGGCAGAGAGCCAGACCUCCAAAAGCAGGGGAGAGCCAAGUUGGCCUGUUGUUCCUACUCUGAGUAGGACUUUGUUGGAGCAGGGAGGGAGAGCAAAGAGGAGGGGGUCCUUCUCCUCUGGGAUUGUGGGGGGCACCCCACAGAACCAGACUGACCUCCCGGGUGGUGAUGGAUUUCUCUUCCGCCCCCCCCCCCAGUGACGCCUCGCAGAGUGACCCCCACAGCAAGGACUUCUGGCUCAACAUGGCCGCCCUCACUGCACACCUCCAGAAGCAGGCGGAGCAGGCGCCGGGCGCCCCGUACUACAACGUCACCCUCCUCAGAUACCAGGUGGAACAGACGGGCCCUGCGGGUGGUUGGGUUGGGGGAGGGAAGAGCUGAGGAACCUCCCCCCCCCAGUGCUUCCAGACCCCCAUCCUCUCUAAGCAGCCCAGGACCACCGGGAGUCCGGAACCAGCCGUGGCUCCUGCAUGGCCGGGGGUGGGCUGGAUGACCCCCGGGGUCCCUUUUGCUUCAACCUUUCCAAGAUUUCUCCCCCGUGGCUCCUGCAUGGCCAGGGGUGGGCUGGAUGACCCCCGGGGUCCCUUUUGCUUCAGCCUUUCCAUGAUUUCUCCCCCGUGGCUCCUGCAUGGCCGGGGGUGGGCUGGAUGACCCCCGGGGUCCCUUUUGCUUCAACCUUUCCAUGAUUUCUCCCCCGUGGCUCCUGCAUGGCCGGGGGUGGGCUGGAUGACCCCCGGGGUCCCUUUUGCUUCAGCCUUUCCAUGAUUUCUCCCCCGUGGCUCCUGCAUGGCCGGGGGUGGGCUGGAUGACCCCCGGGGUCCCUUUUGCUUCAACCUUUCCAUGAUUUCUCCCCCGUGGCUCCUGCAUGGCCGGGGGUGGGCUGGAUGACCCCCGGGGUCCCUUUUGCUUCAACCUUUCCAUGAUUUCUCCCCCGUGGCUCCUGCAUGGCCGGGGGUGGGCUGGAUGACCCCCGGGGUCCCUUUUGCUUCAACCUUUCCAUGAUUUCUCCCCCGUGGCUCCUGCAUGGCCGGGGGUGGGCUGGAUGACCCCCGGGGUCCCUUUUGCUUCAACCUUUCCAUGAUUUCUCCCCCGUGGCUCCUGCAUGGCCGGGGGUGGGCUGGAUGACCCUUCCCGAAAGAGGGAGAGGGAAAGGUUUGUCUUUCUGACUCCCCCCCCCUCUGCCCCUCGACUCCAGUACUCCAAGCAAGGCCCGCGCUGGGCCCCCUUGCAGCUCUCGGUGGACUGGGCCUGUGGGUCGGAGGCCACUCGGGUGCGCAUUGACUACAGCUACAACACGGGGGCUUUGGCCUCGGCCGCAGCCCUGGGCAACGUCCAGAUCCUCCUGCCCAUUGAAGAACCGGCUGCCAACGUCCAGCCCCAUCCGAGCGCCUCGUGGUGAGACCCGGGUCUGGUUUUGGGGUGGGGGGGUUGUCUUGGGGAGACCUCCAGCUUCACGGACAAGUUCAUGAUUACUGUUUAUUAAAUUAAUAUUCCGCCCUUGCUGCGUUUGUGGAAUAUUGAUUUAUAACGUGUGGUUUUUGUGGGCUGAUCAAGUCAAAAGGGACUCUGCUUAACAUUUGGGAAUACGUGAUAGUUAAAUAAAAGUCUAAGUCAAUGGGAAACAAAGGAGGCGAGAAAAGGGAAAAAAAUGCUAAAAUGUGUUAAUAUAUUGAAAUAGAAUUGGGAAAAGUAUUUCCUAUGUUCACUGUGGAAGUCUUAAGUAUGGAAAUGGAAUUAGGAAAUACUUUGAUGCAUUUUAACAUUUUAUCAUUAUUAUUUUUUAAUUGUUACAUUGAGCAGUGAGUAAUAAUAAUAAUAAUAAUAAAUUUGUUUAUACCCCACCCAUCCGGCUGGGUUUCCCCAGUCACUCUGGGCAGAUCCCAACAUAUUAAAAACAGAAUAAAACAUCAGACAUAAAAAGCUUCCCUAAACAGGGCUGCCUUCAGAUGUCUUCUAAAAGUCCUUGACGUCUGACGGGGGGGCGUUCCCCAGGGCGGGGGCCACCACUGAGGAAGCAUGGCAGGCCAACUUUUAAAUGCAUAUUAAAUUUUAUACUUGUGUUAAAUUAAUUAUAUUGAGGUAAAGGAGGGGAGAGAAACAUCUUCAUUUGGUCGCAACCCCCCUGCCAGGUAUUCUAGGCUGAGAGUGAGUGACUGGCCCCCAAGGCAUCAUCGCCCAAUGAGCACUGAGCAGGGAGAUUGGGACCCUGGUCCCUCGCUGGUCCUAGUCCAGCACUCUAACCACUGCGCCACCGCUGCCUCCACAAAUCUCAGCUAGAUAGGAACCAGGGGGUUGGGCUGGAUGACCCCUGGGGUCCCUUCCACCUCUACUGUUCCACGAAUGGUCUAGCUCAGCAGAAGGCAGCUUUGGCUACAUCAAUCUGUCCUGUUUCAAUCUUUUUGGGAGCCAAAUUCAGGGUGACCUCUACUCAGAGUAGACUCACCGAAACCAGAGCAAGCUCAGUGAGCCACGCCAGCUGAUUUGGGCAGGUUCUGCUCCGAGUGAGAUGCCACCUCCGGAGGAAGAAGUGGCUUAUUUUAUUUUGCAAACGACCAAAAAACAAUUUCCAGAGAAAAAAGGGAUAAAUCUGUCCUCUGGGGAGGUUGCCUAAUCUCGGCGUGGAGCCCCGGCUGGUUCUGCCACCCAGAAAGUCCCCGGGAGUCAACAGUUUCUUAACGGGGACCAGAAAUGCCUGUUGGGCGAGUCGCUCUUUUGCAAGAGGCCCCAGGGCACGACAGUCAUCAUAAUCUGCCUAAAUCUGCCCCAAAUUAACAGUGAGUCACCAGAGGCAGCCUGGGGAGCAGGGCUGAGCUUGGGUGCUGGAUCUCCGGUGACCUUGGAGAUCUCACAGGACCUGCAAUCCAGGGGUUGGGGGACCCCAAGUUUAGCGGGAGCCAAAAAGGGGGUGAAGCAGCCCACCUAGUCCAGCACCCUGUCCUCCCAGUGGCCAAAUGUCCCCAAGGACUGGGGAAUGGAGAUAGACUCCUUCUGGACCUGGAGGUUCUACAAGAGUACAAGAACCUGCUGGAUCAGGGAAAUGGAUCUUCUGGUCCAGCAUUCCGUUCUCACAACGAAAAAGGCAAAUGCAAUUCCACCAGAAGUCUCUGCCCCUGAAUCCUGGGAACUAGUUUGCUAAGGGAGCUGGGAAUCAUAGCUGCACAAGGGCUAAAAGGCUCCCCUGUUUUAAGAAGGCUUUUAACUGUUUUUCAGAUACCAAGUUGUUUUAUUGCUUUUUUUGCUUGAGCAUGAGAGACUUAAUCUCAGGGUCGUGGGUUCAAGCCAUGUUGGGCAAAAUAAUUCCUCCCUUGUUGGACUAGAGGACCCUUGGGUGACCCUUCCAAGCUUGCACUUCUAGGAUUCUGCACCCCCCAGUUCAUUGGCCCCCAAAAGCAAGCAGAUUCAUUUCCCAAAGGGGAAAGGGAGUCUUGUGGCUGGCCUCCGUCUGUCUCGAGAAGCAACGGAGUGUGCCUCCGGGGGUGAAGCCUCAGCAGCCCCCAAGUGACCUCCUUGGGGGGCAAGCCAGGGCUGUGUGUCUGGGGGUCCGGGGCUGCCCAGAUGGCAAGAGGCCCCCCUCGGCCUGGGUGACGGAGGUUUCCUGCAUUGCAAGGGGUUGGGUGGAUGACUCUUGGGGUCCCAACGCUCCUCUUUUUUUAUUCUGUGAGAGCAAGGGGUUGGGCCCAGCCUGGCUGCAGGAAUUGCUGGAAGGCGAGAUGCAAGACUGUUUGAGGGGCCCAACUCCAGCUUGGCUCCAGAGCCUUUUCUUCUCCCACAAGCCAGCGGAGGUUUAGGGUCCAAGUUUUCCUUCCUUCCCAGGUGGACAGAUCCCACAGCACAAACAGAAACCGCCUUCUUGACCGUUGGACCCCCCUCUUGGUCUUGCCCACUCCCUCCAUCAGAGCCUGUCUUUGCACGCAGGGGAAGCCCCUAACUGGCCGGGGGUCUGAGAUCCUUUGGCUCCCCUCACCUGCUUCACCUGGCCAGUCAAAGCCAUUCCCAGGGGAGUCCCUCAGGGAUAGAAAUCCUAGAAUCCAAUGGAGGGGAAAAUAUUAGCAUAUUAGAAUAUCUAACUGUGAAGAUACAUAAAAUGAAAGGGUUUAAGGUCAGGGAGGAGGAGGAGGAGGAGGAUUGGUUUGAGAAAAUAUUGAAUUAUUUGGGCAGGUUUGAACAAUUUGUGGCAAUUAAAAUGUUAAAAGUUAAAUAAACCUUGUGGAGGGAGGAGUGUUAAGGUAUAUGGAAUUGUACAUAUGGUUGAUUUGAAUAUGUUAUUAUUGAUUAUGUAUACCCAAUGUAUCAGCCGCCUGGGGGGCUUUCACUGUUUGUUUUCACUGUCUGUGUUUUGGUUGUUGGUUAUAUAUAUAUAUAUAUCCUAGAAUCAUAGAAUGGUAGAGUUGGAAGGGGCCCUGAGGGUUAUCCAGUCCAACCCGCUGCAAUGCAGGAUUGGCAGUUGUCCCUUGCGGGGAUCGAACCUGCGACCUUGGCGUCAUCAGCACCAGGCUCUCACCAACCGGGCUCUGCAGCAAAAUGUACAAAUGGCCCAACCAGCUUGUCUCUUUCUCUCCCCUCUUGCAGGAACCUGGAGGAGAAGCGAUUGCUGUGGCGGCUCCUGGACCUCCCUGGCACCCCAGGGCACCCAGGUGAGCUGGCCAAGGGGUGGCGCGGAUGCCAGGCUCCAGUCCGGCUGGUGGGCGGCUCUUCUUCCUCUUGCCCGCCCCCUGCGCAGGGAAGCAGCGGCUCUCUGGAACCUGGGGGGCCCCAUCUCCUUCGCUUGGGUCCAUCUCUUCUUCUCUUUUCUCUGCAGGAUCCGGCCGCCUCCUGGCCAGCUGGGAACCCCUGACUGGUCCCAGCAAGCCCAGCCCCGUGGCAGCCCAGUUCACCAGCGAGGGGAGCACCCUUUCCGGGGCAGAUGUGGAGCUGGUGGGCAGCGGGUACCGCAUGUCGCUGGUCAAGAAGAGGUUCGCCACAGGUAGUAGGAAUGGGGGCUGGCAGAGUCGGGAGGGGCACUAGCGGUCAUCUAGUCUGACCUGCUGCAAGGCAGGAAUCCCAAAGUUCCCCCCUUGCUCUCCUUUUCCAGGGAUUUACCUCGCUGGCUCCUGAUCAGACCCCGUCCCAGCAGUCGCCUCCGGUUUGUUCCAAAAGUGUGUCUUGCGACAGGAAGGAGAUGUUUGCGUGUUUUUAAAUUAUUUUUCACCUGGAUUUUAAAACACUGGAGUUGGGGAGAGAGAAGCAGCCACCCGGGAAUGGAGGAAUGGAGGAGGAGGCGGAUCCGUGCGCAGUUCGAGGCGGAAGGGAUUUUGCACCGAAGGGCAAGACGUUCCUCCCUUACUACAAAUCGCUCCAUAUUAUUUUUAUUGUUAUUUUGUAUUCUCCAUCUUUCAUUCCUAAGCUGCGUCACAGCCCAGAAGUCGGGAGGAGGCGCUCUCCCAUUUUCCAAGCUGCUAAGGGUGAAAAAAAAAGGGGGGGGAAUUGCUGUUGGAAAAGUUGCUCUUUUAAUAAUAAAAACCACUUGUUUUUCUAAAAAA
Molecule: messenger RNA, 40498 nt
Organism: Podarcis lilfordi (Lilford's wall lizard)
Lineage: Eukaryota; Metazoa; Chordata; Lepidosauria; Squamata; Lacertidae
Source: the annotation of a GenBank genome assembly